AUGCGGGUCGAAACUUGCCACCUCUGCUCCCGCCCCGUCUACCCGUCUAAGGGCAUCACCUUUGUCCGCAACGAUGCCCGCACAUUCCGCUUCUGCCGCUCCAAAUGCCACAAGAACUUCAAGAUGAAGCGGCAACCCCGUAAGCUGAAGUGGACCAAGACCCAUCGUGCUCUUCGUGGCAAGGAGAUGAUCGUCGAUUCCUCCCUGGUGCUCUCACAGUUCGCCAAGAAGCGCAACGUCCCCGUCAAAUACGACCGGAAUCUGGUGGCAGCAACGGUCAAGGCCAUGGAACGAGUGGAGGAGAUUCGGCAGAGAAGGGAGCGCGUGUUUACGAAGAGGAGAUUGGCGGGAAAGCUUGCCCGCGAGAAGAAGAGAGCGGAGGAUCGGAGGGUCGUCGCCGAGGGAGAGCAUCUUAUUCGCAAGGAGCUGCAGAUGCUGGAGAAAGGCGUUCCACUGGAAGAACAGAGGGUCAAGAAUGCCGUGGUCGGAAAGGAACAGGUGCGGCACAAGAAGAAGACAAGAGUGCUGGUGGACGGAGGCACCCAGGAGGAGAUGGAUAUCGACUGA
This is a messenger RNA of Coccidioides immitis RS, 567 nucleotides long. RefSeq names its product ribosome biogenesis protein RLP24. Bases 1 to 567 code for a protein of 188 amino acids. Gene Ontology annotation, biological process: ribosomal large subunit biogenesis. The transcript has 2 exons. The record is from RefSeq and is a predicted model, not a curated record. Gene Ontology annotation, cellular component: nucleolus. NCBI's taxonomy places the organism in Eukaryota, Fungi, Ascomycota, Eurotiomycetes, Onygenales, Onygenaceae.